Messenger RNA from Cutaneotrichosporon oleaginosum, 758 nucleotides. RefSeq lists its product as uncharacterized. Lineage: Eukaryota; Fungi; Basidiomycota; Tremellomycetes; Trichosporonales; Trichosporonaceae. The record is from RefSeq and is a predicted model, not a curated record.
GUGGCGGACUCCUCCAAGACAGACCACACGAUCUACGUGACAAGCUCAAUAUUGGCCGCCGACUGGGACAGUUUAAAUGGGCUUUGGCAGCUCAAGCAUCCCCAAACAACAAUGAAGCUCCUCGUUCCAGCCCUCCUCCUUGCCGCUGCCGUCUCCGCCCAAGAGCCCGAGACGUACACGUCGUGCCACCUGACGUGUGCGGCGGCCAACGCCACGUCCGUGUGCCAGAACGCCAACUGGAACGACACUAGCUGCCUCUGCAAUGGCGACUUCCAACAGAGCGUCAAGGUGUGCCUGUACCGCUCCGGGUGCAACACGGAUGUGCCCAGUUGGUUUGAGAAGGCGCGGCGUGCUUGUGAGAGCGCGGGAGUCGCGAUCGCCUCGGCCACUGGCAACUACUCCCGCCCCGGCGCGACCGGCAGCCGUGGUGGUGGCGGCGGCGGCGGUGGAGCCAGUGCCGCGUCAAGCUCGGCCGCCGCUGCGCCAGCGUCCACUACGGCGUCGUCGGCUUCACGUGUUGUGGCGGCUUCCGCGGGCACCCUGGUUCUCGGUGCUGCCGUUGCUAUGCUCCUUUAGAAAUCUGUCCAAAAGACAUUGUAGUUAAAUGAAGCUUGCAUUGUGAGCCAAUUUGCGUCAAUUGUGAUAUAGAUGGUGCAUACUAUCCGGGCUGAGAUACCACGACGAAGGAAACCGUUCUGAUGAAAACCUCGCUGAAGCGCGAAUUUGGUACAGUGAUGCAAUGCAAUGCGGUCUAUGCU